Molecule: messenger RNA, 417 nt
Organism: Medioppia subpectinata
Lineage: Eukaryota; Metazoa; Arthropoda; Arachnida; Sarcoptiformes; Oppiidae
Source: the annotation of a GenBank genome assembly
GGUCGUAAUGACGACACUCUCAACGUUUCCGGACAUCUAUUGUCUACCGUAGAGGUGGAGACGGCUGUUGUCGAGCACCGGACGGUCGCAGAGGCGGCCGCAGUGUCGGCCCCGCAUGCCAUCAAAGGCGAGUGCAUUCACGUGUUUGUUGUGUUGAAUAAUUGCUUUAAACUUACGGCUGAACUGGAGAUCGAUAUCAAACGCAGAGCUCGUGUUAAAAUCGGAGCCCUCGCAGAGCCGGAUGUGAUCCGCGCUGUGAGUGGACUCCCGAAGACUAAAUCGGGUAAAAUUAUGCGAAGAAUAUUGACUAAAGUGGUCCGAAAUGACCGCGAUUUGGGCGACACGUCCACAAUGGCUGAUCAGUCAGUACUUCAGGAGCUGUUUGCUACGGGUGCCAGCGAUAGCAUGUCAUCCAUU